AACCUCGUCAACUUUCUCGCUUACUUGUUUCUUACCUACUCCAUAUCAUCAAUAUCUAUUCGGGUUUAUUGAAUUGAUUCGCACAAGAAUGAAGGUCGUUACUACAAUCGUCGCUACGCUAUCAUCAGCCGGCUUUGUCCGCGCUCAUGUCGCGGCGUUUACAAAGGGCAUGUACUGUCUGAACGGUACGGAACCUGGAGUGGAAGAUUUAAACACCAACACAGUUGUAAACCCCCUUUUCCAACUCCCGAAGAACCAGUGGUGGAUGCAACACGAUCGCGGCUGCGACUCGGAUCAGUUCCGUCCUUCCCCCGGCGAUUUUCUGGAGCUCCCGGCCGGCGGAUCCUUUACCAUCGAGUUGGCCCACAACCGCGCCCAAACCACCCUCUCUUACGACGGGAAAUUUACGUCGGAGUGGCCGGACGGAAAGGAGCACCCCGAAGACUGGCACAGCCCAAACAACAGAGACUGCCUCCUCGCUAACCCGGAUGGUUUGGGGGGCGCAAUGCAUACACACAACGAAUCGACCGCCGCCGGCACCGCUUUCGCUAUCUCCUAUAACUCGGAUAUCUCCAAGGUGACGAUGGAGAACUUGGCGGUGUUUACCGUCCUAGAGCACACACCAUGGAAACGUCUAGCCACAUACCAAGUGCCUCGCGACCUGCCAUCAUGCCCCGAAGACGGCUGCUACUGCGCGUGGCUGUGGAUCCCAGACGGAUGCGGUGAACCAAACAUGUACAUGCAAAACUUUAAGUGCCGCGUUACCGGCUCUAAUUCUACGAGAACUGUUGCUCCCGCUAAAGCACCAGUAUACUGCGGUGACGGAAAUGCCCCCUGUGUUUCCGGAGCAAAGCAGAUGAUUGCUUGGAACCAGGCUGAAGGGAAUAACGUGGAGACACCUGCCGGCGUGUCUCCAGGUUACAACCAGAAGAUGGGUUGGCAGCCUGGUGCGCAGAACGACAUUUUCCAGUGAGCAUAGAAGUUCGAUCCUUUACUUACUCGAAAGGAGAUCGUAAUAAGUCUUGGAUUCCACGGUUUUUGUAUUAUAUAUAGAUAAGGUACUUUGGCUAGCCGUAGC
Daldinia vernicosa is the source of this 1078-nucleotide messenger RNA. RefSeq lists its product as uncharacterized. The record is from RefSeq and is a predicted model, not a curated record. Bases 89 to 973 code for a protein of 294 amino acids. The transcript has 5 exons. NCBI's taxonomy places the organism in Eukaryota, Fungi, Ascomycota, Sordariomycetes, Xylariales, Hypoxylaceae.